Messenger RNA from Myripristis murdjan (pinecone soldierfish), 2520 nucleotides. RefSeq names its product ATPase family AAA domain containing 3 (gene atad3). NCBI's taxonomy places the organism in Eukaryota, Metazoa, Chordata, Actinopteri, Holocentriformes, Holocentridae. Gene Ontology annotation, biological process: mitochondrion organization. Gene Ontology annotation, cellular component: mitochondrion. Gene Ontology annotation, molecular function: ATP binding; zinc ion binding; ATP hydrolysis activity. The record is from RefSeq and is a predicted model, not a curated record. The transcript is spliced from 16 exons. Bases 126 to 2195 code for a protein of 689 amino acids.
GCACUUGCGCAGAGGAGUGCAGCGUGACACGCGUGUGGAGGAAGUGCAGUGACAGAUCGGUAGCAGCCAGAGCCUCAAGCUCCGCACCGGCCCGGCCUAACACUGUAUAAUCUCCUCUGAGAAAAAUGUCCUGGCUGUUUGGCCUGAACAAGGGGCAGCCCGAGGCGGCCCCUGGCCUCCCGGCGCCGCCGCCUCCGCCGCCCCCGCCGGCUGGUGGCUCCGGCGGCGGCGGAGAUAAACCCAAGGACAAAUGGAGCAACUUCGAUCCCACCGGGCUGGAGCGGGCAGCCCAGGCGGCCAAGGAGCUCGACAAGUCCCGUCAUGCCAAAGAAGCGCUGGACCUGGCUCGCAUGCAGGAGCAGACCGUCCAGAUGGAGCACCAGAGCAAAAUGAAGGAGUAUGAGGCAGCAGUUGAGCAACUCAAAGGCGACCAAGUCCGAAUCCAGGCUGAGGAGCGGAGGAAAACUCUGAAUGAGGAGACCAAGCAGCAUCAAGCGAGAGCUCAGUACCAGGACAAGCUGGCUAGACAGCGAUAUGAUGACCAACUUAGGCAACAGCAAGCCCUGAACGAGGAGAACCUCCGCAAACAGGAGGAGUCUGUACAGAAACAGGAGGCCAUGAGGAAAGCCACGAUAGAGCACGAGAUGGAGCUGAGGCACAAGAACGAGCUUCUUCGCAUAGAGGCGGAGUCUAAAGCUCGGGCCCGCGUGGAAAGAGAGAACGCCGACAUAAUCCGCGAGCAGAUCCGUCUGAAGGCUGCAGAGCACAGGCAGACUGUCCUGGAAUCCAUUAAGACAGCAGGUGCUGUGUUUGGAGAGGGAUUCAGGGCCUUUGUGUCAGACUGGGACAAAGUCACAGCUACGGUGGCAGGUCUGACCCUUUUAGCAGUGGGAGUGUAUUCAGCCCGGAACACGACAGCUGUGGCAGGACGCUACAUCGAGGCUCGGCUCGGGAAGCCGUCAUUGGUCAGGGAGACGUCCCGCAUCACUGUGGGGGAGGCGAUCAAGCAUCCCAUCAAGAUGGCAAAACGCCUGAAGAGCAAACCUCAGGAUGCCCUGGAGGGAGUUGUGCUCAGCCCCUCCCUGGAAGAGCGUGUGCGUGACAUCGCCAUAGCAACUAGAAACACCAGGCAGAACCGUGGCCUCUACAGGAACAUCCUCAUGUACGGCCCCCCAGGCACAGGGAAGACUCUGUUUGCCAAGAAGCUGGCAAUGCAUUCCGGGAUGGACUACGCUAUUAUGACCGGUGGCGAUGUGGCACCCAUGGGCCGUGAUGGUGUGACUGCAAUGCAUAAAGUUUUUGACUGGGCUAACACAAGUCGCCGCGGACUUCUGCUCUUUGUCGAUGAAGCUGAUGCAUUCCUCCGCAAGAGAGCCACUGAAAAGAUCAGUGAAGAUCUCAGAGCCACCUUGAACGCUUUUCUGUAUCGCACUGGAGAACAGAGCAACAAGUUCAUGAUGGUGUUGGCCAGUAACCAGCCAGAGCAGUUUGACUGGGCCAUAAAUGACCGUAUAGAUGAAAUAGUGAAUUUUGCUCUGCCGGGUCUGGAGGAGAGGGAGCGGCUGGUGCGGCUGUACUUUGACAAAUACGUGCUGGAGCCGGCCACUGGAGGGAGGCAGAGGAUGAAGCUGGCACAGUUUGACUAUGGUCAGAAGUGCUCUGAGAUCGCAAAGCGCACAGAGGGCAUGUCAGGCAGAGAGAUCUCCAAGCUGGGAGUGGCUUGGCAGGCAGCAGCGUAUUCCUCUGAAGAUGGGGUCCUGACAGAGGCUAUGAUUGAUGCUCGGGUCGAUGACGCCGUCAAGCAGCAUCUUCAGAAGAUGGACUGGCUGCAUGGAGAGGGGGGAGAGGAGGCUGAGGCAAAGAGCACCGCAGCUCCUCUAGCGGGGGGAACAGGCAGCGGGGGGAAAAUGGGCUUCAACCUGCCCCUCAGUGAAGCUCCCCAGGCUGAGGCGGUGAUCGCUCCAGCCCUGGGGAUAAAUACAAAAGAAGAAGGCAAGAGUAUACAACAGGAGGUGACACCAGCUCCUUCAGACAUGAAAAGUGCCAUCCCAGAGAAAGAGGAGGUCUGUGAUGAUGCUGUUAAAGCAGAAACACAGAGUUUAGACCAACCUGCUGCCUCCACUCCCAGUGAGGACAGGAUGGAAAAUGAGGGCAAGACUGUACCUUCUCCUCAAAAGGAUGGAACCCCAGUUUGAGUUUUAUGGUUUAACUGGAGGGGCUGCCUGGAUUAAAAAAAGAUUAGAGCAUUCUGCCCCCUUUUCCAUUCUAGUAUGUCAGUUUAAGUCCACAAGUCUGACUCUGUCCUAUUGACAGAAGCUGAAGGGUCUGAGGGCCGGGGGAGAAUCACAGUAACAUUUCUUAACACAAGACGCCUGAGACUUGAGUUUAUUCUAAUAUAUUAUAUGUAAAGAUUGUAAAAGUGUACUUUACAUAGAAAACCAUGUGUCUGUAAUUAUAUAAAUGUCGUGCACAGUGGGAAUUCUCUGGUGAAAUGAUUAAAUGGAUGUGUUUUUAUAAACA